CUCUGUCUAAACAUCUAUCUUUUCAACAUCCCAACAUGGACGGAUACGAAAGUGAUUCUCCAUUAGCCACCGCCGGUGCAGAUGAAACGGGCGAUGGGAAUUAUACCUGUUCCUGCUCAUCCAGACAGCCAAAGAAAGGUUGGAUUCAAAAGGUCCUUCCAAAAAGCCUUGCGAGCAUGGUAGUGCAGCCCUGUCCAUCUCAUUGGCGAUCAAGGUGGAACAAGUUUUUGGCACCACAAAGUCGGUAGUGGUGCGGUAGUGAAGGAAUCGCAAUCUGAAAGGAUAGCGGUGCUUUCAGGGCGGUUAAGAUAUUAUUUACCGAUUCGACCAUGAAGAUCGCCGGUAAGACGGCCGGAGACUCCAAGACGCCGAGGUUUGCGCCAGGCGAAAGAUGCACGGAUUUGUCCUUGUGGGCAAAUGGCAUUGGAACACGCUGCGGACGAAUCCGCAUUUACACCAGUGAGGGCCAGAGCUUUGAUUGGGGAAUGCAUGGAGGCAAGGAUGAAUAUCCCAUCGACGUUGGCAGUGGCAUCUUGGUCGGAUUCUGCGGAGAAGGGGGGUCUGAUAUCGACCGUCUCGGGGCUCUCUUUAUCAAGCCCAUCAGGAGAAUCGUCUCCUCGGUUGACUACGGCCAACUGCCCCCGGGUAGACAAGGGAUCCAAUCCAUUGAACUCGACAGCUACCAGCAUGUGAAUAAAUCGAGCAGUGACCUGAAUUGGUCCUGGCGAAAGUCCGUUUCUAAAACAAGUUCGCAGACCCUGGUCGCAGUCGGCCAGCUUCACAUUCGGCAUGUCCAUCUCCGUGGAAGCUGGGAUUCCCGAAGUCGUCAGUGUGGGCGCGGAGACUCACUGGGAGUUGAGCAUCGAGGCGAGCCAUGAAAUAUCAGAAAGUCAGACAAAAGAAUUGGGAUGGGAUGUGUCGCGGACUCUGGAGCCUGGAAGGUCGGUCAGAUUGACUGCGGUUACGGAAGAAGGGAAGAGCAAUCUGCCCUAUACUUCCACAGUGACCGUCUAUCUUAAAGACGGAUACUCGCACACACAACGGAGCAUGGCGUCUAUAAGGGCGUCUCGUACUCUCAGGUCGAUAUUCACUCCUCGGACAAGAAACGCAUUUCCAGC
Messenger RNA from Aspergillus wentii DTO 134E9, 1118 nucleotides. RefSeq lists its product as uncharacterized. NCBI's taxonomy places the organism in Eukaryota, Fungi, Ascomycota, Eurotiomycetes, Eurotiales, Aspergillaceae. The transcript has a single exon. The record is from RefSeq and is a predicted model, not a curated record. Bases 330 to 878 code for a protein of 182 amino acids.